Molecule: messenger RNA, 1536 nt
Organism: Betta splendens (Siamese fighting fish)
Lineage: Eukaryota; Metazoa; Chordata; Actinopteri; Anabantiformes; Osphronemidae
Gene: popdc1
Product: blood vessel epicardial substance
Exons: 8
Coding region: 155-1240 (361 amino acids)
Cellular component (GO): sarcolemma
Molecular function (GO): cAMP binding
Source: RefSeq, a predicted model, not a curated record
UAUUUUAGUCUGCCCCAGUGAGUCGUGUGGAAUGUGCAACCCCCAAGCUCAGGCUCCAGCCUGUGGGGCUGUCUCUUACAUCGAAGUAAUCCACUGCUCCACGGUCUCACGUUCAUUCCACCGGCCGCCACGGGAUCGGUUACCCUGCUGAAGAAUGUCUUCUUCCCCCGAGUUGUCCCCCCACCUCUUCACUACAGUACCCCUAUUCCUCUCAGCCACUCCAGAGGUUCCUCAUGUGCCCAAUGCCACCUCCUGCCAGGAAUGGGAGCAGACUCACCACCUCCUCUUCCACCUGGGGAAUCUGUCUCUGCUGUUGGGUCUUGUUGUCCCCACCACCCUGGGUCUGCACAUGAUACUUCUGCGCCUCCUCCUGAUAACAGGAUGUGGUCUUUUCAUUGCAUGGGCCACUCUGUACAAGUGCAAUCUGGACGUGAUGGUUUGGAAUGUGGUCUUUCUGGUCGUCAACUUCAUGCACUUGUUCUUCCUCCUGUACAAGCGACGGCCGAUAAAGAUUGACCGAGAACUGCAGUCAGUCUACAAGCGGAUGUUUGAGCCCCUACAUGUGCCACAGGCUUUAUUUCAGAGGCUCACGGGACAGUUCUGCACCAUUCAGACCUUGAAGAAAGGCCAGGCAUAUGCUGCUGAGGACAAAACCUCUGUCGAUGAGCGCCUCAGCAUUCUCCUCAAAGGAAAGAUGAAGGUGUCAUAUCGAGGCCAUUUCCUCCACAACAUCUAUACCAAUUCUUUCAUUGACUCACCAGAGUUCAGGUCCACUGAGAUGCACAGAGGAGAGAAGUUCCAGGUGACCAUCAUGGCUGAGGAGAACUGUAAGUUCAUGUGUUGGUCUCGGGAGAGGCUGACCUACUUUCUGGAGUCAGACACUUUCCUUAAUGAGGUGUUCAGAUAUCUCAUUGGAAAAGACAUCACUAACAAACUGUAUUCUCUCAAUGACCCUACGCUCAGUGACAAGACUGCAAAAAAGAUGGACCGUCAGCCAAGCCUGUGUUCUCAGCUGUCCAUGAUGCAGAUGAGGAACAGCAUGGCCAGUACCAGUGACACUGAUGAUGUUCUUUAUCAGAUACUUCAACGAGGGUCUGCUGGAUCAAUAUACCAGAAAUCCCCUGGCACCAAGACCUCCACGAAGAUGAAACCCAUUGAAGAGAGGAUGGAGGAUGAUGUAUUCGAAGAAUCUCCCUCCAAGUCUCACCGAGAAUCCAGCACUUCCACUGAGGAUGUGUAGUCAGCAGCAUCGUCAUCAUUACAGAAUUUUUUAGCCAGUCUACUCAAAUGUCAAAUAUACUUUUGCUAACGUUUAGAAACAUCUCCAGUGGACACUGUAGGUAACCCAAGAGAGAUUGUAGUGGAAUGGAGAGUCCUUUGAGUGUUUUUGUUUAUUACUUAUUUCAAAUCAUCCUAAAAUAUUUCCUGUGAAAUGGUGUAUGGCUACACAUGCAUGUGUUAUGUAGGUCUUUUUUUUGACACACUUCUCUGUGGAAAUGUUUUUGUCCUCACAAUAAAAUACCAUCAUUACUGUAA